AUGUACUGUAGGGUCCAAAGUUUGGCCAGUCAAGCAUCAUCUUUAGUUAAGAAGACAGUCAUAAAGAAUAUCAAACUAUUGUUUGUAUCAUUACUAGAUAUUGACUGCAAUUUCUUUCUUUGUUUAGGAAUAAAAUAUAACAUGGGAUUCCAGCAACCCAAAAAAGACUGCAUUGCCAGCACUAACCAGGACGGAAGGCUGUUAGGAGGCAGCAGUGCACACGGAGGGGCAGCAGUGGAGCAGAGCAGGUCCUUGCUCCUUCCCGGGAAGACGCCUGCCAAGCUCCAAAGCAGCCACGGCAGGCAGGGCAGCACCGCGCUGGGCACGCAAGGGCUGCAACAGAAAGGGGAGGAAAGCAAUUCCCUGCGGCUCCAUAAACGGAGGCGGAGAUUCGUAAUUAAGAAGAGCCCUAUUCUGAUUUCAAUGAACAGCUCCGCUCUCAGCCUGCCCACGCUCAAAGCCGAGGAUAGAAACAACAACAAGUGGAAAAGCCUCUAUCAGAUCCAAAGAGAAAGAAAGAGGAUAAUGAGGGAAACUUGCUCUAAAUACAAGAGUAACAGUAGAAGAAUAAUCACUCCUUAUCAUGUUUCUAGAAUAUUUGUAGAAGAUAAAUACAGAGUUUUAUACUGUGAAGUACCAAAAGCUGGCUGUUCUAACUGGAAACGGGUGCUCAUGGUUCUCAAUGGCCUGGCUUCUUCCACAAAAGAUAUCCAGCACAACACCGUGCACUAUGGAAACUACUUAAAAAAGCUGGACGGGUUUGAUCGCAAAGGGAUUUAUCACAGGCUCAACACUUACACAAAGAUGCUUUUUAUUCGUGAACCUUUUGAAAAGCUGGUGUCAGCAUUUCGGGACAAGUUUGAACAUCCAAACAACUACUAUCACCCCGUUUUUGGAAAAGCCAUCAUCUCCAGGUAUCGUGUCAAUGCCACCAAAGAAGCACUAAGGACAGGCUCUGGAGUCAAAUUUAAAGAGUUCAUCCAAUAUCUCCUUGAUGUGCACAGACCAGUGGGUAUGGACAUCCACUGGGAUCACGUCAACAGGCUUUGCAGCCCGUGUUUAAUAGACUACGACUUCAUCGGGAAAUUUGAAAGCAUGGAAGAAGAUGCAAACUUUUUCUUGCACUUAAUUGGUGCUCCACAGAAUUUGACUUUCCCUAAGUUUAAAGACAGGCACUCCAAUGAUGAAAGAACUACCACUAAAAUUACACAACAGUAUUUUGCACAGCUUUCUCCUUCUCAAAGACAACGCAGUUAUGAUUUUUAUUAUAUGGAUUAUUUGAUGUUUAACUACUCCAAACCUUUUGAAGAUUUAUACUGAUUUGAGAACAGGGACACUUCUGUGGACAUAUCCUUUGAAUUGCAUAGCAAAUGCUGGUGGCUUCUGUUUAUAUAUACACACACUUGUCUCUAGUGAACAACUGGUUGAAAAGCAACAUAGAAACACAGAACAUAAAUGGUUAGUGAUGUUUACAUCUUCACCUUAAUUGCCUCCUUUUUCAAAUCAUAUUUUUUCUAUAGUUUCUCUGUAUGAAAUGUAUGUACAUGUAUAAGCUCACACAUCAGGGUGCGCGCAAAUAAAG
Messenger RNA from Nothoprocta perdicaria, 1582 nucleotides. It is a transcript of the gene CHST8, whose product is annotated as carbohydrate sulfotransferase 8. Bases 1 to 1320 code for a protein of 439 amino acids. Gene Ontology annotation, molecular function: sulfotransferase activity. The transcript has 3 exons. Gene Ontology annotation, cellular component: membrane. Gene Ontology annotation, biological process: carbohydrate biosynthetic process; proteoglycan biosynthetic process. The record is from RefSeq and is a predicted model, not a curated record. NCBI's taxonomy places the organism in Eukaryota, Metazoa, Chordata, Aves, Tinamiformes, Tinamidae.